This is a messenger RNA of Durotheca rogersii, 2402 nucleotides long. RefSeq names its product Sec23/Sec24 trunk domain-containing protein. NCBI's taxonomy places the organism in Eukaryota, Fungi, Ascomycota, Sordariomycetes, Xylariales, Xylariaceae. Gene Ontology annotation, biological process: COPII-coated vesicle cargo loading; COPII-coated vesicle budding; intracellular protein transport. Gene Ontology annotation, molecular function: zinc ion binding; GTPase activator activity. The record is from RefSeq and is a predicted model, not a curated record. The transcript is spliced from 7 exons. Gene Ontology annotation, cellular component: endoplasmic reticulum exit site; COPII vesicle coat. Bases 57 to 2402 code for a protein of 781 amino acids.
UUACUCCAACCUCAACCAAAGGGAGCUCGGCAGACUACCUCGGGUGCAGCUACAUCAUGGACUACGAGGCUUUAAAGGAGCAAUGGAGUGAGGUGGAGGAUCGCGAUGGUGUUCGAUUGAGCUGGAAUGUUUUUCCGAGCUCUCGUGUGGAAGCCUCCCGCCUUGUCGUUCCUAUCGGCGCUCUCUACACGCCACUGAAGGAGAAACCAGAUACCCCUCUGCUCCAGUUCGAGCCUGUGACCUGCAAGCAGCCCUGCCGUUCUGUCCUGAACCCCUUCUGUCAAGUUGAUGUCCGGGCACGCCUCUGGAUCUGCCCAUUUUGUCUCUCGAGGAACCCUCUGCCACCUCAUUAUAAGGACAUUACCCCCAAUGCCAUACCCCCAGAGCUACACCCGUCAAAUACAACGAUCGAGUAUAGGCUCUCGCGACCAGCGCCUAGUCCGCCGAUCUUCCUCUACGUUGUUGACGCAUGCCAGGAGGAGGACAGUCUCUCGGCCCUGAAAGAAUCUCUUAUCAUGAGUCUGAGCCUCCUCCCUGAGAAUGCGUUAGUCGGACUGAUCACCUACGGCACAAUGGCCCAAGUCCACGAGAUCGGAUAUACCGAAUGCGCCAAGUCUUACGUCUUUCGUGGUAGCAAAGAUUACUCUGCCAAGCAGGUGCAGGAGAUGUUGGGUCUACUCGCUCCAGCCCUGCGCCCCGGAAUGCCGCAACAACAACCUGGCCGACCUGUGCUACCUAUGGGACCUGCAACUCGGUUCCUACUACCUGUUCAGCAGUGCGAAUUCCAACUAACCAAGAUUCUCGAGCAGCUGCAGAAGGACCCGUGGCCUGUUGCGAGUGACCGCAGAAAUCUCCGUUGCUCUGGUGUUGCGCUUAGUGUCGCUGUCGGCCUGCUUGAAUCGUCUUUUCAAAAUGCCGGCGGUAGGAUCAUGUUAUUUGCAGGAGGCCCCGCGACUGAGGGCCCUGGAAUGGUCGUCGGACCGGAACUGAGGGAACCCAUCCGCUCUCAUCAUGAUAUCGAUCGUGACAACAUCAAGUACUAUAAAAAGGCAUUGAAGUUCUACGACAAUCUUGCGAAGCGCACGGCCCAUAACGGUCAUAUAAUAGACAUAUUUGCCGGGUGUCUCGAUCAGGUAGGGUUGCUCGAGAUGAAAGGACUAUGCAACUCCACUGGUGGUCACAUGAUUCUGACCGACAGCUUUACCUCGUCCAUGUUCAAGCAAUCAUUCAUUCGUGUCUUUGAAAAAGAUGGCGAUGACAAUUUGCUAAUGGGGUUUAACGCCGUCCUCGAGGUUCUGACAACCAAAGAGCUGAAGGUGACUGGACUCAUCGGGCAUGCCGUCUCGUUGAAUAAGAAAUCGACAUCAGUUGGAGAGACGGAAUGUGGCAUCGGCAAUACAUGCUCAUGGAAGAUGUGUGGCAUUGACCCCAACGCAAGUUACGGUAUCUAUUUCGAGAUCGCGAGCCAAGGUGGCCCCACACAGCACCAGCAGGGCCAGCAGAAAGGCAUGAUGCAGUUUUUGACAUACUAUCAACAUUCCUCUGGGCAAUUCCACCUACGGGUGACUACUAUCGCUAGAAAUUUGAGCGGUCCAGCAGGCGACCCGGCUGUUGCCCAAUCCUUUGACCAAGAAGCUGCCGCCGUACUAAUGUCAAGAAUUGCCGUUUUCAAAGCGGAGGUUGAUGAUGGUCCCGAUGUUCUUCGAUGGGUAGACCGUAUGCUCAUUCGAUUAUGCUCUCGUUUUGCCGACUACAGGAAGGAUGAUCCUUCUUCGUUCAGGCUGGAGAAGAACUUUACUCUAUAUCCCCAGUUUAUGUUCCAUCUCCGGCGAAGCCAGUUCCUCCAGGUCUUCAAUAAUUCGCCUGACGAAACAGCUUUUUACCGGCAUGUACUGAAUCAUGAGGAUGUCAGCAAUUCUCUCGUGAUGAUACAACCGACUCUCGACUCGUACACUUUCGACCAGGAUGGUGGUCAGCCAGUACUGCUAGAUUCUACUUCCAUUCAGGCCACGCACAUCCUGUUACUGGAUACCUUCUUCCACAUCCUCAUAUUUCACGGAGAAACCAUUGCUGAAUGGAAAAAAGCUGGUUACCAAGAUCAGGAAGGCUAUGAGAAUUUUGCAGCCCUUCUUGAACAACCAAAAGAAGAUGCUAGAGACCUUAUUGCUGACCGUUUCCCGCUCCCUCGUUUCAUCGUCUGCGAUGCUGGUGGCUCGCAGGCCCGCUUUCUGCUCUCCAAGCUUAACCCAUCCACAACACACACCUCGGGGGCUUAUGGUGGUGUCGGUGCGCAGACCGCGCAGACAAUCUUUACAGAUGAUGUAUCACUACAGACUUUCAUGGACCAUUUAAUGAAGUUUGUAAUCUCAUCUCAAAGGCUGGCCGUCAGUGGUACAAACUAG